Solanum pennellii is the source of this 2279-nucleotide messenger RNA. RefSeq names its product protein DETOXIFICATION 16-like. The record is from RefSeq and is a predicted model, not a curated record. Bases 258 to 1703 code for a protein of 481 amino acids. Gene Ontology annotation, molecular function: xenobiotic transmembrane transporter activity; antiporter activity. Lineage: Eukaryota; Viridiplantae; Streptophyta; Magnoliopsida; Solanales; Solanaceae. Gene Ontology annotation, cellular component: membrane. Gene Ontology annotation, biological process: xenobiotic detoxification by transmembrane export across the plasma membrane. The transcript has 8 exons.
GGCAUCACCGAGGAGGAUAUAUGUCACAUGGAGAGAAAAAUAUUCAAUCAAGCAUAAUAAAAUACUAGCACGAAUCACAUUCAUCAGUUUUUUUAAAGGAUAUUGCCUUGGACCAAAUCAUUUUAUCAGGACAAUUACAUGAUAUAAUGUGGACAUAUAUAACUCAAUCUUGAAACCAGAUACUUAGAUUUAUCUGCUUAAUUUGACUCAGAUUUGUGAUUACUUCUUGCCAUAAUUUGUGGUGAUAAAGUAAAACCAUGAUUCAUGAAAAAAACUCCCAACUCCUUCUUGAUUUUCCUCUUCUUAAUGAAAAGGAUCCUGAAAAUGGCAUCAAGAGAUGGUAUGAUAUGUAUGAGACUAUUGAAGAGCUAAAGAAGCAAUUGGAAUUAGCAGGACCUCUGGUUGUUGUAGGUUUUAUGCAGUACUUUUUGUUGUUGAUAUCUGUAAUGUUCGUUGGUCAUCUCGGAGAGCUUUCUCUUUCCAGUGCAACUUUAGCUACUUCUUUUGCUGGAGUAACUGGUUUCCGCUUCAUGCUUGGAAUGGCAAGUGCAUUGGAAACAUUAUGCGGACAAGCAUAUGGGGCAAAGCAGUAUCAUAUGCUUGGGAUACAUAUGCAAAGAGGUAUGCUUGUAGUGGUGGCAAUUUCCAUCCCCAUAUCGAUUGUUUGGGCAUUUGCAGGGCAUAUAUUUGCUUUUUGUGGACAAGACGUUGAACUUUCAAUCCACGCUGGAGUGUAUGCUCGUUGGUUGAUUCCCAGCAUUUUGCCUUAUGGACUCCUCCAAUGCCAAUUAAGGUUCCUGCAAACACAAAGUAGACUCAAACCACUGCUGAUCAGUACUGGCUUCACAAGUUUACUUCAUGUCUUCUUGUGUUGGGCAUUGGUUUCAAGGUUGGGAUUGGGAAACAAAGGGGCUGCACUCUGUAAUGCCAUAUCUUAUUGGAUCAACGCGCUGAUUUUGGCACUUUAUAUAAGGUAUGCAUCGUCAUGUGAGAAAACAUGGACAGGGUUCUCCAAAGAGGGUGCAAGAAACCUUCCCAGUUUUCUAUCAUUAGCUAUCCCUUCAGCUUGUAUGAUCUGCUUGGAGCAAUGGUCCUAUGAGUUUCUGGUGCUUAUGUCGGGGUUGCUUCCUAAUCCGAAGCUUGAGACAUCUAUGAUGGCCAUCAGCAUGAGUACUAGUUCUCUGGUCUUCAGGAUUCCCUCGGGAUUUAGUAGUGCAGUGAGUACGAGGAUAUCUAAUGAACUGGGAGCAGGGAGACCUAAAGCAGCCAAGUUAGCAGCACGGGUCGUUCUGCUUAUUGCCCUGGUAGAGGGCUUUCUACUGAGUGGAAUCGCAAUUGCAGCAAGAAAUGUGUGGGGAUAUAUAUACACUAACGAAGAGGAAGUGGUGAAAUAUCUGGCUGCAGUCAUGCCAGUACUUGCAUUGUCCAAUUUCAUGGAUGGAAUCCAAGGGGUUCUUUCAGGUACUGCAAGAGGAUGUGGUUGGCAGAAACUUGGUGCGCUAGUCAAUUUAGUAGCCUACUAUGUUGUUGGACUUCCUUGUGCUGUGAUUUUAACUUUUGUCUUCCACUUCGGAGCAAAGGGUCUUUGGACAGGAAUUAUAAGUGGAAGUGGUCUUCAAGCAUUGCUUUAUAUACUUAUUACCUUGAGGAUAAAUUGGGAGCUUCAGGCAAUGAAGGCUAUGUGUAGAGUACAAGUUUCUUAAAACCUGAGAAGCUAUUCAUGUCAUGAUUAGGUUGUUUCUAAUCUCAUUUUUACAAAAUCUUUGUAAAUUGUAAUGCUAAAAUAUAAACAAGUUUUGUCAUUUGUAUUUCUCUCUGUACUCUAAAUGCAUUUGUUUGCAAGAUUCACCAAAGGUAUAUAAACAAGGCAUUCGUACUGAAAAAUAUAGGAACAUUCCGAAACUAACAUGUAUUUUAGUUGAACAACGACAAAUGGUUAGCAUCAAUCAAACGCUGGAGUCAAAUGCAAUCUUAAGUUUUUUAUUUGGGUGCAGGCGGAGUAGUUGGUCUUGAUCGCGUUCUCACUUGAAAUUACAGGCUAUGUUUCAGCAUCCAGAAGACUAAGUCACAGAUACAGAGUAUAAUGCAGCAUAAUAUACAAUAUUAGCACGAAUCACAUUCAUCAUUUAUUUAUUGCUGUGUAUUUAAAGUCACUCUCUGGACCAAAUCACCAAAAAUAUUUCAUCAGAAUCAACUAGAUUGAAAUAUAACUCAAUCUUGAACCUGAUACUAACACGUAUAGAAAUAUAUACUUGAUUAUGAACGCUAUUGCAAGAUCA